AUGUUCAUUUCAUCAGCUCACGCGGAAGCGCGCAUUCCUGUCCUGCGACAACUGAUCCGCGACUACCCUCUCGGCGUCCUCACAACCGCCAUCCCUUCCGACAACCAUCCUCUCAUCCUAGCUAGCCACGUUCCUUUCGUCCUGGACGUUGACGAUGAGUCAGACGAUGAAGAGCUGGGUCGGCUGAGGGGACACUUGGCUCGCCAAAACCCCCAAAGCAAGGCAAUGAUCGAAGCCGUCCAAUCCUCCAACGAUUCCUCAACCACGCUUGACCAAGAAGUCCUCGUCCUCUUCACCGCCGCGCCUCAUCACUACGUCACGCCCAAGUUCUACACCGAGACCAAGCCCACGACCGCCAAGGUUGUUCCUACGUGGAACUACGCCGCUGUCCAAGCGUACGGUCGCGCCACCAUCCACUUUGACUCCAAGUCAGACACAGCGUCAAGCUUUCUUUCGAAGCAGAUCGACGAUCUCUCGAGGCACACGGAGACUUCGGUCAUGGAUUAUACGGGGAAGGGGGACAGACCCGGACCGUGGAAGGUGGCGGACGCCCCUGAGCGGUACAUCGAGCUGAUGAAGAAGAACAUCAUUGGCAUUGAGAUUGUGAUUGAACGUUUAGAGGGGAAGUUCAAGAUGAGCCAGGAGAUGCGGAAAGGUGAUAGGGAAGGAGUCAUCCGUGGAUUCCAGAGCCUAGACUCUGAGGGAGGCCAGGUCAUGGCUAACUUGAUCAAGGAGCGUAGUGACUUGAAAGAGUCUGCGAAGCAGUAG
Messenger RNA from Colletotrichum chrysophilum, 768 nucleotides. RefSeq lists its product as uncharacterized. NCBI's taxonomy places the organism in Eukaryota, Fungi, Ascomycota, Sordariomycetes, Glomerellales, Glomerellaceae. Bases 1 to 768 code for a protein of 255 amino acids. The record is from RefSeq and is a predicted model, not a curated record. The transcript has a single exon.